UCCGGAUUCCAGCCGGAAUGAGUGUUCUGAUUCCUGUGCAUCAGAUACACUACGACCCGGAGCUCUGGGGUGAUCCUCAAAAAUUUCGCCCCGAGAGGUUUAGUGCUGACAAUGGAAGAACGUUCAAUCCCAUGGCAUACCAAGCAUUCGGCAAUGGUCCACGGAGCUGCGUCGGCUUGCGCUACGCUCAACAGCAACUAAAGCUGAUGUUUGCCAAGAUCUUAGCAAAGUACAAGAUCAUCCCCGACGACAGAUACUUAGAGGAGGAUCACCUCAAACUGUCCACUUCAUUUGUCUUCUGCAAACCUCAGGAUGGCGUUUGGCUCAAGUUUCAGAGGAUUUAGAGUGAGACAUAAAUCAACGAAUCGUGCUUGUGUAGAUUUUCUUUCUAUCAUCUAUUGACUCCAAAGAA
Ixodes scapularis (black-legged tick) is the source of this 412-nucleotide messenger RNA. Its product is annotated as cytochrome P450 3A19-like. The coding region runs from base 18 to 344 and encodes 108 amino acids. NCBI's taxonomy places the organism in Eukaryota, Metazoa, Arthropoda, Arachnida, Ixodida, Ixodidae. The transcript is spliced from 3 exons. The record is from RefSeq and is a predicted model, not a curated record. Gene Ontology annotation, molecular function: monooxygenase activity; heme binding; iron ion binding.